CUUCCUCUUCCGGGUCCCGCUGCCACACGCGACCGGGCAAAGAUGGCGGCCCCACUGUGGCGGCAAUGCCAGAGGUGGAUAGUCAGCAGCGCCGGGACGAGGCUACUAGAACCACAGUGGCGAUAUGGCGUUAGGCCGGCCUCCGUCUCUGCUGUGUCUGGGGGGCGGGCGAGCAGGAGCUCCGGGCCGGGUGAUGAGCUCUCAUUACAACCCAAGCAGAGGGUCCUGCAGGGAUACACGUCAUCUCUCGCCAGACACAAACCCCGGUUGUUGUAUCCUUCAUGCUCCUGUAGGAAUAUACACAGCGACGCCAAGUUGAAAGACCCCUUCACGUUAGCCCAAAAAGAUUUAGCGAGUUUAUAUGACGACAUCAAAAAGGAGCUGUUUGUGUCCAAAGAAGAGCUCAAGUCUUUAUGUGACUACUACUUUGACGGCAAGGGCAAAGCCAUCCGGCCUAUGAUUGUGGUCCUGAUGGCACGUGCUCUCAACAUCCACAGCAACAGAGCAGGGGACUUGCUCCCAGGCCAGCGUGCCGUCGCCAUGAUCUCAGAGAUGAUCCACACGGCCAGCUUGGUGCACGACGACGUCAUUGACGGCUCGGACAAGCGGAGGGGGAAGAGGACCAUCAACAAUGUGUGGGGGGAGAGAAAGGCCAUCUUAGCAGGAGACUUCAUCCUGUCAGCCGCCUCCAUGGCUCUGGCUCGCAUUGGGAACAUCACCGUGGUCAAAGUGUUGUCUCAGGUCAUCGAAGACCUCGUCAGAGGUGAGUUCAUGCAGCUGGGCUCCAAGGAGAACGAGAACGAGCGUUUCAAGCACUACCUGGAGAAAACCUUCAAGAAGACUGCCAGCCUGAUCGCUAACAGUUGCAAAGCAGUAUGUACGUUCUGUCUCAUAAUUUCUACGCUUCAUCCCUGCUUCCUGUUUUUUUUUAUACAUUUGUCCCUCGCCCUCAAGGUUUCAAUCUUGGUCAAUUCCGAUCCGGACGUUCAUGAAAUAGCGUACCAGUACGGGAAGAAUGUUGGCAUCGCUUUUCAGCUGGUGGACGACGUGUUGGACUUCACCACAGGCGCCAGUCAGCUGGGGAAGCCCUCGGCGGCGGACCUCAAGUUGGGCUUAGCCACGGGACCAGUUCUCUUUGCUUGUCAGCAGUUUCCUGAGCUACACGCCAUGAUCAUGCGUCGCUUCAGCUCCAAAGGAGAUGUUGCCCAAGCCUGGCAGUACGUCAUCCAGAGCGACGGCGUGCAGCAGACCAACUUCCUGGCGCAGCGCUACUGCCAAGAGGCCAUCAGACAAAUCAGCAUGUUGCGGCCCUCGGCGGAGCGGGAAGCCCUAAUCAGGCUCACCGAGAUGGUGCUCACCAGAGACAAGUGACGCCUCACAUUGUGGCAGCUAACGCCCUCCUACUGCCUUGGCUACAGCGAGGCAGGACAUCAGUGUGAAGACGUCAAUCAAUGACGUCCUGUGACUCUUUCUACCUCUACCAACGUACACCAGAGUGAGUCGCAUCAACGUACAUGCGAGGCACACAGUACACAAUACAAGGCAGGUGUACAAAUAAUGUGUAAGUGUGUGUUUAUUGUUAUUUAAAUAGUCAAGGAAAUAUUGGCAAAGCACUGAGCUAUGAUGCCGCGUACUGUACUGUAACCCAAAUGUGUGUACUUACCAAACCCGACCGAAGCUUGUCAUGCACACUUGAAAGGAUCAUUAUUAUGUCAUGUGCUCCGCCAAGUGUCCUGCAACAAUAACAGCCUUAAUAUAUGCAAGUACUGCUCAAUAAAAACACAUUUUUUCCAUACCUGUCAUUACCUCCAUAUGUUCAGUUAGAACACCCAAUCAAUUACCACAUGUUGUUGUACAUAUAAUUGUUUAUUAUAAAAGGCUGUACAUUAUUUUUAAUCAACAUAUUUUACAUACAAAUGAAGGGCAGAGAAAUUUCACUAUCCAAGACACCGAGUAUGAAUUUGUUGGUUGGAAGAUUCACAAAAGCAAAAACAAAAAAUGUGACAAAACGAUACAAGGCAUGGUCUGAGAUGGCAAACACCUGAGUGGGAACUUACGAGAUUUUAUCAUGGCAGCACAUCAAGUUAUUUAAAAAGAGUGUUUGUUUAAUUUAAGAAUUUUCUUCAAACGCGGAAUGUUUGGGUGCUUAUUCACAAAUGUAAUAAAGCUUCCCCCCUCUAUCGGCAUGUAUUUUUUCUCUAA
Molecule: messenger RNA, 2202 nt
Organism: Nerophis ophidion (straightnose pipefish)
Lineage: Eukaryota; Metazoa; Chordata; Actinopteri; Syngnathiformes; Syngnathidae
Gene: pdss1
Product: prenyl (decaprenyl) diphosphate synthase, subunit 1
Exons: 10
Coding region: 43-1371 (442 amino acids)
Biological process (GO): isoprenoid biosynthetic process; ubiquinone biosynthetic process
Cellular component (GO): transferase complex; mitochondrion
Molecular function (GO): prenyltransferase activity
Source: RefSeq, a predicted model, not a curated record